Messenger RNA from Trachymyrmex septentrionalis, 1712 nucleotides. RefSeq names its product protein king tubby (gene ktub). Gene Ontology annotation, biological process: protein localization to cilium. Gene Ontology annotation, cellular component: cilium. Lineage: Eukaryota; Metazoa; Arthropoda; Insecta; Hymenoptera; Formicidae. The record is from RefSeq and is a predicted model, not a curated record. Bases 131 to 1384 code for a protein of 417 amino acids. The transcript is spliced from 8 exons.
GUUCGGGGCGAACGGUUGCCUAGGUACCGUUGGUGAACGAGUGUGUUUGGCGUAAACAAAACUGGUUUGUCAGCGGUUUGUGGCUGCGCAUCUUUGUCGAUCAUCGCCUGAUAAACCGAUUUCGUGCAAAAUGACAUCAAUCGACUUGCGACUGCAGAAGCUGGAACAACAGAGACAACGGAUUGCGGAGAAGAUGAAACAGAAGAGACAAACUGGUGCUAGUGGAAUGGUACAAGCAUCCAAUGUAUCUAGCGCACAGCUUACAAGUCAUUCGAAUAAAUGGAUGAAUCCAAACAAGGAACUUCAUGCAUAUGAUGGUCCAUUACAAUAUGCUAUGUUUCAAGCAAAUACUGAAAUGGGACCUUAUACAGAAGAUGUAAGAAAAAACAGUGAAGGGACAAUUAAUGCAGUGGUCAACGAUAGAAGCUUAUACGAAGGUUCUCAAAGCACUGAUUGUGCCGAUGAGGAAUCGUCACCUAUAGAUCUACAUUCGCCUUCAGAAUCUCUGCCAUGUUCCUCACCGCUUCGAGUGGCUCCGUCGGAAGGAGCUAAUACUCUUAUUAGUAGAGAUAACAAUUCUUCCAGUCCAGAAUUGGAAGGGAACGUAGAAGGCAAUAUUGAACAGUUUGUAUUACAACCCGCAAAUAAAAAAAUGCAUUACAAGUGUAGAAUAACACGCGAUCGAAAAGGCAUGGACCGUGGACUUUAUCCAACUUAUUUCUUGCAUCUAGAGCGUGAUUACGGGAAAAAAAUUUUCUUACUGGCUGGCCGAAAAAGGAAAAAAAGCGCAACGAGCAAUUACUUGAUUUCGACCGAUCCUACAGAUCUCUCGAGAGGAGGAGAAUCUUAUGUCGGUAAACUCCGAUCGAAUCUUCUGGGAACACAAUUCACAAUUUACGACAACGGAUACUCGUUGAUGAAGGACGAUAAACGCGACGAGCGUUUCAAUCCACGACAGGAAUUAGCCGCGGUGGUGUAUGAUACAAACGUUUUAGGUUUUAAAGGCCCUCGUAAAAUGACAGUCAUUAUACCGGGUAUGACGCCCGAUCAAAAACGAGUGGAGAUAUGCCCGCGAGUUGAAUCAGAAACUUUGCUUGAACGGUGGAAAUUAAAACAAAUGGAUAAUCUGAUAGAGCUACAUAACAAAACUCCCGUAUGGAACGACGACACACAGUCUUAUGUGCUUAACUUUCAUGGGCGAGUAACUCAAGCAUCUGUAAAGAAUUUCCAAGUAGUCCAUGACAGCGAUGUGGACUACGUCGUAAUGCAGUUUGGACGUGUCGCAGAGGACGUUUUUACAAUGGAUUACCGAUUUCCUCUUUGUACAGUGCAGGCCUUCGCCAUUGCUCUGAGUAGUUUCGACAGUAAAUUGGCGUGUGAAUAACAAUGCGGCCGAAUGCCAUCGAUCGAAUUGUCAGUUAAGUAUAUACUUGUCCACGAGUUACUGUAUCUAAAUCGUUAACUUUCUAAUGGACAAUCAGUAGAUUACCAAAUAUCUGAAAAUGAUGUUGAAUAUGGCGUAACGAAUCAUACGUUUUAUAAGAUAAAACGUGAAGAAAGAAUCGCUCUAAAUGUGUGUUCACUUUUCAUACUUCGUAACGAGUCUAUUUCUAUACUAAAUGUGUAUAAUGCGGAACGACGACUUUAAUAUUAUUCAUGAUAUAAAGAUGUUGAGUCUGCGAUAAAAAAUCUUGACAGCGUUAUACUUAAAA